Molecule: messenger RNA, 1410 nt
Organism: Ascochyta rabiei
Lineage: Eukaryota; Fungi; Ascomycota; Dothideomycetes; Pleosporales; Didymellaceae
Exons: 1
Coding region: 1-1410 (469 amino acids)
Biological process (GO): transcription by RNA polymerase II
Cellular component (GO): nucleus
Source: RefSeq, a predicted model, not a curated record
AUGGAGUUCCAGAAGGGCGAACGCGUUUUCCUCAACUUUGAGACCGGUGGUGUCGAAAAGACGGAGCAAGAGACAGUGCCCGAGCGUACAGUAAUACCAGCCUUUGACUUUGUCGGCGAUAUCCUCGAGCACAAUCCAGCUUCAGCCACCCCACCGGUCGCACCCUCCUUCAAGACGAAUUCAAAUGGCUUCCCAGCUUACAAGAAGCGCACACCAAGAGUCUCGGCCUUCAAACAGCAACGUGCGGCCAAGGAACAGCAAGCCACUGCAGUACCAAAGGCGCAGGACGCUUCGAGUCUACACAAUGCGCCGCCACCACGCGCAAAGUUUGAGCCCGAUGAGGAGAGACGGGCGAUAGACGAGGAGAACCAGCGAAGGUUAGACGCCAUGUCGGAAGAGGAAAUAGAGGAGGAGCGCAGAGAACUCAUGGCGAAUCUCAGUCCUGAGAUGAUACGGAGACUGCUUAUGCGGUCGAGUAUUGAUGACGGGAGCAACGAGCGGCAGCGCUGGCCAGAGGAAGAGCCUGCGACAUCUGAACCUGAACCUGCACUCGAAACACGGCAUGUUGAGCCAGAGCCUGAGCCAGCAACGAAACCGUCGACCUCGAAGAAGGUGUCAUUUGCAGCGCCAGCAACAGAAGACGAUACGCCAGUAAAAGCUUCAGGUACCGCAUCAGACACUGCAACGGACGAGCAAGCCCAUACCUACACCGAAGAGGCGACCGGCUCACUCCACUUCCCAGCGACACCACAACCACCCGACCUCGACCCCAACGACCCCGACUUCCUCAAGAACAUGCACGCUAAAUACUUCCCUUCGCUCGCCUACAACCCUUCCACGCUAUCAUGGAUGACGCCCAUCGACCCCAGCGAUAAGUCGUCGCCCUACCACCCCUCACAAACCGCCCUCGACGCCUCGGAGCUACGCUUCGACUUCAAAGGCACCCUCCUAGCGCCGAGCAUCGCACGCGAGAUACCCAGCGACAGGGGUCUCCACCACCACGCGCACGCGCCCGAAGCUGCCGGCUACACGAUACCCGAGCUUGCGGUGACUGCGAGAAGCGCCGUGCCUGCACAGCGGUGCAUGGCAUACCAGACGCUGGGGCGCAUACUGUACCGAUUGGGGCAAGGGGAAUAUGGUGUCGAGAGACCGCGGCAGGAGACCGACGGGCCGGUGCGGGUAGCGCAGAAUCCAGACGCAGAUGCCGAAGAGGAUGACGAGGCGGACGAGGCGGACGUUGGACACUACAUGGCGGCUGGACUGUGGCAAUGCAUUGAGGACGGCAGGGUUAUCGAGACGCUGACCGAGGAGGCGAGUCGAGAAAAGGGACAUUUGACAGCGCGAACGUUUGCUCAAGAGGCGCUGUGGAAUUGGCGGCGCGGCGGGGGGAGGAAGAGACACGCUGUGUAA